Lactuca virosa is the source of this 768-nucleotide messenger RNA. Lineage: Eukaryota; Viridiplantae; Streptophyta; Magnoliopsida; Asterales; Asteraceae. The record is from the annotation of a GenBank genome assembly.
AUGACCCCUGAAUUAAAAAGUACCAAACAGCCCCUGCAUUUAAAAAGAUCAGAUAUCGGAGUAUGUCUUAUACUCCUGGGAAAAUAUGAUGUGCCCGAUGAUGCUAAUAGUUGGGUUCUUAGGACAAUUGGAAAUUCAUAUAAGUUUUAUGGAAUAAAAAAAGAUGUGGCGAAACGUUGUUCGCGGGCAAAAGAAAUACGCAGGUCUCUAAAAAAUAUGCACAAGGCUUGUCCAAAAAGUUUUGCUAGAAUUUGUGACGAGAUGGAACAAAUGAAGAAGUACGAACAUCGAGAAGAUGAAAGUGAUGUCGUAGAUCCUUAUAUGAUUAUGAUGAAAAAAGAGUGAUGGAUAUCGUCGACUUUCUGGUAGAGGCGUUAGUAAUAGAUUGAUAAAAAAAGUGGGUGGUGGUGAUGCAUCAUACAUGAUUCCGGCGGGACUUAUGGAAUCAUUCAAAGCAAAUGAACUUGAAAGAAAUAAGUUGAUUGAAAUGCGGAAAGAGAUUCAAGAGGACCAUGAAAAAAAACAGGCCGAAUUAGAAGCUAUGCGAAUAGAUAUUAAAAACUAACAAGAAAACUUUGAAGCCAUGAUGUGAAAGUUGGCGGAACAACAACCUAGAGAAUGUCGAUAGUUGCUAAUAUGAUUUAUCGUCUAUGUUUAAUACACGUCUUGAAUGUUUUUAAUACUCUUUUUUUGUGAUUAUAGUUGACAACUUUGUGUUGACUUUGAUUUAUGGUUGUUAUUUUGAAUUUAGACAUGUCAAUGGAGACC